GUUCCCACUUCAACUAUGGCGGUGCUCGGCGUGGGGCUGUUGGGCCGCUUGCCCCUCCGUGCUCAGAGAGGCCACAUCCCGCGCCCCGUGCACAGGCUUCUCAGUUACCCAGGGACUGUGGCCACGCACGCCAGGAGAGAAGAGGAGCCCUCGGCGAGCGUGGAGACAGGUUCUGAAGAUGGCACUCCCAAGAAGAGAUUCUCUGAGUUACAGAAAGAAAGACAGGAACAGGCACAGCGCACUGUUUUAAUACACUGCCCAAAUAAACUUAGUGAAAAAAAGUUUCUUAAAUAUUUAUCCCAACAUGGAUCUAUUAAUAAUCACUUCUUUUAUGAAAGCUUUGGUCUUUAUGCUGUUGUAGAGUUUUGUCAGAAGGAGAGUGUAGCUUCUCUGCAGAGUGUAACUCGUACUCCCAGCCUGGGCACAGAGGCUGCAAUUCCAUUCCGAUCGCGUUUCUUCAAUUUAAAGUUGAAAAGUUCCUCGAGCCAGACAUCUGAACAGCCAAGUGUCCAGUGUAGUAAUCAGUCCCCACCAUCAAACAAGAAGCUUUUUGAAUUACUUUGCUGUGCAGAAAGUGUAGAUGAUCAGCUGCACACACUCCUAAGGGAGUUCCAGCUCACGGAGGAGAACACUAAGCUCCGGUACCUCACCUGCUCGCUCAUCGAAGACAUCUCGGCUGCCUAUUUCCCAGAAUGCACAAUCAGACCCUUUGGCUCUUCGGUGAAUGGUUUUGGGAAAUUAGGUUGUGAUCUAGACAUGUUUUUGGAUCUAGAUGAAAUUGAAAGAUUAGGUGCUCCGAAGACCUCAGGAAAUUUUCUAAUGGAAUUUCAAGUGAAAAAUGUUCCUUCAGAAAGAAUUGCCACUCAGAAGAUCCUGUCUGUGAUUGGAGAAUCCCUGGACCACUUUGGCCCUGGCUGUGUAGGCGUACAAAAGAUAUUAAAUGCUCGCUGCCCACUGGUGAGGUUCUCACACCAGGCCUCUGGAUUGCAAUGUGAUUUGACCACCAAUAAUAGGAUUGCCUUAAAAAGCUCAGAACUCCUUUAUAUAUAUGGUGCCCUGGACUCCCGAGUGAGACCCUUAGUGUUCAGUAUCCGGUACUGGGCGCGAGCACAUUCCUUAACGAGUAGUAUUCCUGGUGCUUGGAUCACAAAUUUCUCUCUUACAAUGAUGGUCAUCUUUUUUCUCCAGAGAAGAUCACCCCCAGUUCUUCCAACAUUAGACUACCUGAAAACCCUGGCGGAUGCAGAAGACAAGUGUAUAAUAGAAGGCCACAACUGUACAUUUAUUUGUGACUUGAAUAAAAUUACACCUUCAAAAAACACAGAAACACUAGAAUUACUACUGAGAGAAUUUUUUGAAUAUUUUGGAAAUUUUGCUUUCAAUAAACAUUCUAUAAACAUCCGACAGGGAAGGGAACAGAACAAACCUGAAUCUUCUCCUCUGCACAUUCAGAAUCCUUUUGAAACUUCUCUCAACAUCAGUAAAAAUGUUAGUCAAAGCCAACUCCAGAAAUUUGUGGAUCUGGCCAGAGAAAGUGCAUGGAUUUUACACCAGGAAGGUAAAGAUUGUCCUUCGCCAUCGGGAAACCAGCCAUGGGGGCUGGCAGCGCUGCUACUUCCGUCUGUGGCAAGCAACAUGUCUCUUGCCAAGAAGAAAAAGAAGCCUGCAAGUGAAAGAAUUAAGAGCUUGUUGGAAUCCAUAAAAAGCACUAAGAGUACAGAAAAUUCCACAGUCACCAGUGGGAAAAGAACAGUUAGUACUCAGGCAUGAAGGCUGCACCUGUGCUGAGUCUGAAAGAACUGACUUUGUCCUGCCAGGAGGAUCUGGUAUGGACCUUUGCCACAUCUCAACUUGCAUCUGAUACCAUUUUCUGUCAUCUUUUUAAUGGGCCUCUUUACUUGGUUUGAUGUUCUGGGAUAUUUUUGAUCUGAUCAGUCUGAUACCUGGUGACACUUUAUUAAAAUAGCAAUCAUGAAGAUGGAAAUGUACUUUAAAAUAGAUAACUCACCAAAGUGGUUAAAAUGAGAUUUAGAAUUAAACCAUUGUUGAUUGGCUCAUCUUCCCUGGGUGUAUUUUAAAAGACUUCUAGAUAUGUACAUAUUGUAGACAAUACAAUAAAGCGUCAAAAUAUGAUACUCCUCUUAAAAAUGUAUUUUUGUAUUCUUCACACAGGGUACUCCUAAUCACAUAAAUUAGGACAGGUUGGUUUGACUUCCAAAAAUGUUCAGGUUUUUAGAAGAUUUAAAGACAGACAUUUAACUCACUAUAUUCUGAUUUUCUAAGCCAGAUAUGUAAAAAUAUGGUACACUGUAUUUUUAAAGUUUUUUAAAAAAUUUUAAAAAUAAAAUCUUGUUUAUCUAAAA
This is a messenger RNA of Sorex araneus (European shrew), 2363 nucleotides long. RefSeq names its product mitochondrial poly(A) polymerase (gene MTPAP). The transcript is spliced from 9 exons. Lineage: Eukaryota; Metazoa; Chordata; Mammalia; Eulipotyphla; Soricidae. Gene Ontology annotation, cellular component: mitochondrion. The coding region runs from base 16 to 1770 and encodes 584 amino acids. The record is from RefSeq and is a predicted model, not a curated record. Gene Ontology annotation, molecular function: poly(A) RNA polymerase activity.